Messenger RNA from Vespula pensylvanica (western yellowjacket), 1986 nucleotides. RefSeq names its product broad-complex core protein isoforms 1/2/3/4/5. Gene Ontology annotation, biological process: regulation of transcription by RNA polymerase II. Lineage: Eukaryota; Metazoa; Arthropoda; Insecta; Hymenoptera; Vespidae. The coding region runs from base 597 to 1703 and encodes 368 amino acids. The transcript is spliced from 5 exons. Gene Ontology annotation, cellular component: nucleus. The record is from RefSeq and is a predicted model, not a curated record. Gene Ontology annotation, molecular function: protein binding; DNA binding.
GAGAGAGAGAGACUCCUUUCUAAAUUUCUUAAAAUUAUUUUGAUUAUUGUUCUGCGCAAUGAUAGAUGCGCAUUGUACGUUUAUAAAAUGUUAUGAGUUAUAUCGUUUUUCUUUAAUGUAUCGACCAAGUUGGACAUUUAUAAAAUCUUAUCAUUGUAUAAUCAUUACGCUAGAUACGAAUAACGAAAGAAUAUUUUAUUCUUUAGAAAUAUUGCGCCUCAUCGAAAUUUUAGUAACUAUGCAUCGCGUGUAGGAAAUAGUUAGUGAUAAUGUCAGAAGGUGCGCUAGUGUUCCACUAAGCUACCCCCAGUCUUACUACCCCCACCCUUCCGUUUCAGCUCCCCUAGCUAGUGCAAAUCUCGACGGAUGAAUGUUUUCUUAAGGGAUUCUUCCCGAAACCGACGCGAAAUUAUAAGAGGAGUCAUCUGAGGCUUGUAAUUGCGUUCCUGGGGGGUGAUGGUACUCACGCCGACAGCGUCUCCCACAAAGAUUUCACCAUUUUUCAAUUAACAAAAAAAUUGUCUGCGUCGCACACACGUCACAAAUUCUUCGGUUAACCUGUCGGCUGGCUUCCUUCACAAUAUAUUACCUUAAUCAUGGAAAGUGGAAGUAAUUUGCCUAGUCCAGGCAAUUAUCCUGGUGGGAAUCGACAACAAUUUUGUGUAUCAUGGAAUUCUCACCAGUCAAACAUGCACAGUGCUUUUCCAAAGCUAUUGAGCUCAGAACAAUUCGUCGAUGUUACUUUAGCUUGUGAUGGUGGUUCUAUCAAAUGUCAUAAAGUGGUAUUAUCUGCCUGUAGCGAUUAUUUAGAACGCUUAUUGCUAGAAAUACCAUGUACUCAUCCUAUUAUUUUUCUGAGAGAUAUGAGAAUGUGGGAACUUCAAGCAUUGGUCGAGUUUAUGUACCGUGGUGAAGUAUACGUAGAACAACAACAGCUUGCAAAAUUGAUGCAAGCUGCAGAAGUCCUGCAGGUCCGUGGCUUAUCGACUCAGGGAAGUGAUAGCUCUUCAAUCGAGAGUAACUCACAACAAUGUGAUUCUAAUCCACCUAUCACUCCAUCAACGCCAACUCAACAUGAUGUACCUCAUUUCAAACCCGAAGACACUCACUCUAAUGAUGAAGGCAGCUCAAGCUUUUUGGAGCCUACCUCAGUUGCUGGAUCUAGUACAGGAAAUGUUACAUCUCACAAUAAUACUCCAACUUCGCAAAAUCCAAACUCAUCCAAUUUUAUGGAACAUAGUGAAGCAUUACAACAUUUGGAAAAGGCUCUUAGCGCUUGCGAAGCUACUCUUACAGAAACUCAGGGGAUGGUUAAAAUGGAACCAGAUGAACAAUUUUCUCAACAACAAGAUGUCAAACCUUAUUCUAUCACUAUGGUACGAAAUAGUAACUGCAAUCCCAGCAGUCCAUUUCCUGCUAUAGAAGGUUAUCAAAGACGACAAAGACGUUCAGAAGAAGAACUGAAACAAGCUUCAGAUAUGGUUGCACGUGGCAUGACAUUUCAGGUUGCAUCAGAAAAAUAUAAUAUACCUAUCAGUACGAUUCGUUUCUAUAUGGUUAGGAAGGGAAUUUUACAAAGGCGAAAACGUGGACGUGGUUCCAGCAAUCUUGGAGUAAACAGUCAACCUGAAAGUCCUGCAAGCCCACCAUUUCAUAUGAUAAACUACCGUUUGCCAGACAGCCUAAAUUCCAGCCUACCGUAGUGCUAUACCAAAAGUAGUGAGUUUUUAGAUUUCAGUUGAAUCGAACAAAUUAUUUGUCGCUAAAGUCAGAGCUGUUCUGGACCAUCAUCCUUCCCUUUAAACUCUUUAUGAGUUUUUCUUUAUCCAUAUGUUAUUUUACCACAUCUAAGAUGUUAAGUAUAAACGCGAUAUGCAGGCGUUAAUAAGGAUAUCUAUUACUGCAUAAAACUCGUGCAUUUAUUUUAAAUUUUCAUAUAAAAAUUUUUAACAUUGCAUGCACUCUAUAUAAUAUAUAUAUAUUAUA